AUGCGUGCUAUUGGUCAAAAGCUUCGAUCAGUUGAUCUUCAGGAUACCUCAUUUGAGAAGGAGUUCUUGCGGUUCACCAUCAGGGAUCUUUCUCGGAGAGGUUUGACAUGCCAAGUUUUAGACCUGAGGACCUCGCAUUUUCGAAAGCUGAACAUGAUGGGCGAGUUCAUGCAAUUACACACUCUUAAUCUUGACUAUAGUAAUUCACUCUCUAGUUUCAAAGAAGAUUGUUUCACUUGUAUGCCCAAUCUAAUGUGCCUUUCAAUGUGUGAGACAAGAGUGUCAAAUCUCUGGACGACUGUAGCAGCACUUUCUAAACUCCCUUCUCUGGUGGAACUUCGGUUCCAAAAUUGGUUCUGUUGCAAUGAUGCUACUCAUUCUUCUGGAUCAACUGAUCAAGAUGACAAAACUGAUUUCUUUCAUCUCAGCAGUAGUUCAUCCAUUGGAGUUUUAAAUAAUGUAGUUACUAACCGUGAUACUCAAAUCUCGAUAGAGGAUUCAUCAGAUGAUAGUGAAAUGGAUUUCUCAAGUCAGCAGCACGAAUAUGAUUACAUGGACCUAUUUUCGAAUGUAGCUCCUCAAAUGGAUGGAGAGAUUGGUCCUUGGAAUGAGGUUUCUCUCGAGACAUUGUUGAAUAAAAGUGAAGAAGUCUCAGCUGGUGUUUUGACAAGGCAUGUUGCAGGUGUUUCAUUGAAGUAUUUGUCUUGUAAUGCUUCACCAAUAUGCUUUGAGAAGUAUUACAGGGAUUUCAUGAUAGCUUCAUUGGCACAGUUGAAAUUUCUGGAUAACUUAUCCAUCAGAAAGAUUGACCGGGAAACUGCUACUAAUACGUUUUCACAGAACUUUGAGUACCUACCAUACAAAAGGAAGCAUAAAGAGAGUAUUGUUAGUAUCUUGCAGAAGCGUGAAAUAAGAGCUAGUAACUCUCAUGUUAGGACUUCCAAGCAAAAGUCAUCAUAUCCUUCAGGAAUAUCUCAAUAUUCCUAUACCAGGUCCCUCUGUGCUGCCAAAGUUGGAUCUUCUGCUUGGCCUUUCAUACAUACACUUUCCAUUUCAGGCAAUGAUAUCAGAGAUGAAAAUAGGAUUUUUCGUCCCAGGCAGUUUGAGUACCAUCCGUGUAUUCCUCGCCUUAUGGUCUUUGGAACCUUAGAUGGUGAAAUAGUUGUAGUCAACCAUGAAAAUGAGAAGAUUGUUAGUUAUAUUCCAUCAUUUGGGGAUAUGAAUAGUGUGCUUGGACUUUGUUGGCUCAAGAAGUAUCCUUCCAAGCUCAUAGCUGGUUCAGAUAAUGGCUCAUUAAAGUUGUAUGAUAUCAAGAAUAUGCCACCAACAGUUGCAGAUGCGCAUUAUGGUGCUGGUACUGUCAGCUUUGAUGAAUUUGACCUAUUGACAUCUGUUCAUGUUAACUCUACGGAUGAACUAUUUCUUGCUAGUGGAUAUUCCAAAAAUAUAGCUCUCUAUGACAUCACUACCGGAAGACGGUUGCAGGUUUUCGCAGAUAUGCAUCAAGAGCAUAUCAAUGUUGUCAAGUUUUCAAACCAUUCCCCAUCGAUAUUUGCUACAUCUUCAUUUGAUCAGGAUGUCAAGUUGUGGGACUUGAGGCAGAAACCCGUACAGCCUUGCUAUACUGCUUCAAGCUCACAAGGAAAUGUGAUGGUUUGCUUUUCUCCAGAUGAUCAUUAUCUUCUUGUUUCAGCUGUUGACAAUGAGGUUAGGCAGCUUCUCGCUGUUGAUGGGAGGGUCCACUUGAAUUUUGAGAUAGCUUCUACUGGAAGCUCCCAGAAUUAUACUCGUUCCUAUUACCUGAAUGGAAGGGACUAUAUUGUUAGUGGGAGUUGCGAUGAACAUGUAGUCCGUAUUUGCUGUGCUCAGACUGGGAGGCGUCUUAGGGAUAUAUCUUUGGAGGGAAAAACCCCAAGGACUUCCAUGUUUGUGCAAUCUUUGAGGGGUGAUCCUUUUAGGGAUUUCAACAUGAGUAUCUUAGCAGCCUAUACACGUCCGAGUUCAAAGUCUGAAAUUGUCAAGGUGAAUUUGCUGGCUUCAACAGACUAUUAUUCGAAGGAACAAUCUGAUGACCGGCUUUCUCGCCCAUCCAAAAGAAUGGGAGGUUGAUAUAUAUGACAUCUAUUUUCUUCCAUUUCCUUAUGUUGACAAAGGUAGCUCAUCUUGGUUAGUUCUAGUAGCAUAGGUAUACCUGUAAUGUUUAAUGUAAUUGUUCUGUGUAAAUUUAAUUUCCCAUAUAAUUUAAUGGGAGACCUGUUCUUCAAA
This is a messenger RNA of Pistacia vera, 2265 nucleotides long. RefSeq lists its product as uncharacterized. Gene Ontology annotation, cellular component: Cul4-RING E3 ubiquitin ligase complex. The coding region runs from base 1 to 2109 and encodes 702 amino acids. Gene Ontology annotation, molecular function: protein binding. Lineage: Eukaryota; Viridiplantae; Streptophyta; Magnoliopsida; Sapindales; Anacardiaceae. The record is from RefSeq and is a predicted model, not a curated record. Gene Ontology annotation, biological process: cellular response to UV-B. The transcript has 8 exons.